Megalobrama amblycephala (Wuchang bream) is the source of this 5242-nucleotide messenger RNA. RefSeq names its product SET domain bifurcated histone lysine methyltransferase 1a (gene setdb1a). The coding region runs from base 294 to 4991 and encodes 1565 amino acids. The record is from RefSeq and is a predicted model, not a curated record. Gene Ontology annotation, cellular component: nucleus. Gene Ontology annotation, molecular function: histone H3K9 methyltransferase activity; protein binding; DNA binding. Gene Ontology annotation, biological process: negative regulation of gene expression; heterochromatin organization. The transcript is spliced from 21 exons. NCBI's taxonomy places the organism in Eukaryota, Metazoa, Chordata, Actinopteri, Cypriniformes, Xenocyprididae.
UCUGCAUCCGCUACCGUACAUGCACACGAUAGUCUGGAUAUUGUUUGUUUCCAUGUGUUUUUAGUUCUUUUAUUGCGCACUUUUUAGUUCUUCAUGUAGUUUUGGAGGUUGUAGGAUAUCCAUAAGACUCGUCCUUGCAGCAGUGGCAGACUUUGUGCAUUGCCGACAUAUAAACAAGCGGAAUGGUUUACACCAUAUAACGUUAUCCAGUGGCUGCGCGGUUUUUGAUAUGCGAGUGUCCUCAGGAUUCUAACAUACUACAACAGCAAUUUGGAAAAACUAGAGAUAAAGCCAUGAGUAGCGGAAAAGAUGAUAACCUCCUGAGGAUGACAAAGGAUGACCUGCAGCGCUGGAUCCAGGCAGAGGUGGAGCGAAACCCUCAUCUGGUGGAGAGACGUGAGCAGCUGGCACAGGUGGAGGAGUGGGUGAAGCAGAGGGAGAAAGAAUCAACCUACACCCGCCUUCUGUACAGCAAUGCCUGCGAAUCAGUCUUUGAGUGCGAGUCGGUGAUGAAGGGUCUUUAUGGAAUGCUGGGAUUGGACUACCGAGACGAGGACUCGGAAGAGGAAGGAGGAGGAGGAGGACCACAGGACGUCAUUCAUAUCACAGAUGAUAAUGAGGAGAAUAGACAGGAAAAUAGUGUCUGUAAUGGAGAUGAUGAUGAUGAUGAUAUUGUUGUCAUUGAUCUGGGAGCCACCAAAGAAACCUUGGAACCAAUGCUUGAAAAGGUGACUAUGGCCAUUCAGAAGUCAUCCAGACUUGUUCAGGACUUAGUCCAGAUGGUGAACAAAAGUUCCUCCAUAAGCACUGGAUCACCAUCAUCCGACAUCAGCAACAGACCUUCAUCGACCUCGACCCCUGAGACCAGCCGUUCUGAAUCUGUCACGCCAAAAUUGGAAAUGAUGAACAACUCGAUUGCAAUAGUUAAGACCGAAUCUUUGUUGAAAGUACCUGAAAUGUCCUCAUUUCUCAGCAGUUCGGAACAAUGCAAAUCUUUUGCCAGUCAUAAUUCAGAUUUUAGACCAGCGAUUAAGACUGAACCUCAACUGACAGCAUUAACCCCUUGGGAAAUGAGCAUUUCAAAACAAUACGACACCACUGCUAGUCAUAACCGUACAUCCAUACGAUUAAUUAAGACGGAGCCUCAAACGACAGAAUUAAUGCCUUGGGAAAAGAACAUUUCAAAACAUGAAACUGCUGCUCAUCAAAUUAAAACUGAACCUCAGUUGACAGCAGUGACUUCUUCAGAAAUGUCUUUGAUUCCAAGCAAACAACUAGAAACUAUUGACAGGGCUAAUUCUGGAUCCAUUGCAACAGUAAAAUCUGAGCCUCACUUGUCAGCAAUAAAGCCAGAAAUGUCUUCGCCUCCAAGUAAUUCAAAACUUUUUGAAAUGGUUUCCAGUCAUAAGUUAGCAUCCAUUGCAGAAAUUAAGACUGAACCUCAGAUGAAAGCAGUGACUCCUGAGAUUGAUUUGCUUGAAAGCGAUUCUGAACCGUCAGACAGGCUGAAUUCAGAAUUCAAACUUAAAUUAUCGAAGACUUCUAAAAUCCAUUCAGAACAAUUGAAAACUAGUGAGGGUCAUAAUUCAGAGACUGAUAAUAAUGAGACUGAUCCUCAUGUGACAUCAGAGACCCCUUCAGAAAUGUCUUCAACUAUUGCCAGUGCCGAUACAGCGUGCUUAGAAACAAAACAGGCUGAGCCCGAGUCAACCACAACGACUUCUGAAGUAUCUUUGUCACAGAGCGUUUCUGAAGAACCUGAAAAUAUUGCCAGUGACGAUACAUUAACUGAAACAAACCAGCCUGAGCCUGAGGUAACCACAGUGACUUCUCCUGAUGUGUCACCCUUGCCAAGCGAUUCUGAAGAACCUGAAAAUACUGCCAGUUGUGAUUCGGAAUUUAUUGACAAGACAGAAAAGCCAACAACAAGGAGCAAAUCUGCUAAACCUUCUGUGUCCACAACAAGUCCAACAGCCAGGCUGAGAUCUUCAAAAAACUCUACGUCUGUCACCAGCACUUCCAGCCCCGAAAAAGAAACAAAAAAGGCGGCAUCACCUGAAGAGAGUAUUGAUGAACCCUCUGACACAGAGGACCAGCCUGCUAGUCCUAUACCCAGUGAUGAACCCCCUGAAUCACCUUCUAAACCACCUCCAAACCAGACUCCAACUACCGAUGAGACCACCCACAAUGAUGAUUCUGCUGAACCUUCUAAAGAUAAAAAAAGAUCCAAGUCUUCAUCCAAGUCUUCUAAGUCUUCUCAAGCACAUAAAGAGAUGAUACUCAAGGUCAGCACGGGAGUUUUGGGGAAAAGGAAACCCAACGUGUGGUGUCGAGGAACAGUAGAAGAAGUCCAAACGACUGAGAAGGGCCACAAAUAUAAGGUGGAAUUUAAGAAGGGUAAACAGAUUCUGCUACCUGCUCAUCACGUGGCCCCUGCAAAGCCUCCUGUGCUUAAGGAUUUGUUUGUUGGUUGUCGUGUUGUGGCCAGCUACAAAGAUGAUAAAGGAAAGAUCUUGUAUAAUGCUGCCGUGCUGGUUGAGCUUCCUGAGCGCAAGAAUCGCAUGAGGUUCAUGGUGUUUUAUGAUGAUGGCAAGGCAGCGUAUCUGGCACUGCCAGACAUUCAUGUUGUCUGCAAACAAGUGAGAAAGGUGUGGAGGGACAUCGAGGAUGAGGCAUGUCGGUCGCAGGUGAAGGAAUAUCUCCGUGUCUAUCCCAACCCCAUUGCUGUGGUACUUCGCAUAGGGCAAGACACCAGGGCAGUGCGAAAUGACAAGUUUGAGUCCUGCACGGUGCUUCAGUUGGAUGGCAGCCUGAUCCAGAUCUGCUUUAAGAAAGACAAUCAAAAAGAGUGGAUUUAUAAAGGCUCAGACAAGUUGGAACACAUUGUAAAUAUUAAGAAACGUCUUUCUAAAGAGAAACCACAACAAACUGCUCUACACAAGACUCAGCAAUCGCCUCAACAGAAAUCGCAAGAAGCGCCUCAACAGAAAUCGCAAGAAGCGCCUCAACAGAAAACUCAACAGCCUGCUAAAACAGCAGGAAAUGCCAUGCCUCAGCACAACACAACUUCCUCCUCUACAAAAGUUGCCUCAGCAACUGUUACUUCAACGACUGUCACCUCAGCAGAUGAGACUCCCGCACGCGUGACCCGACAAUCCACAGUCACCAAAACACCAUCUAUCUCCCCUCAAAAUAUCAUGUCGGCAGCUUUCCAGCCGAAGGUCAUCCUCCAGAAGUUGUCUAAGCUCUCGCUCGUCUUACCAGCUGACGGUGUGUCGAAGGGUAAAUCUGCUACAGCAGUCAGUACCUCAAGUUUAAGAAGUGCAAAACGACCCGCCCCUGAUGAGGAGGAAGAGUAUGUUUCUGAGGAAGAGGAGCAUGUUUCAGAGCAAGAGCAGUCCAAGUCUAUAUACUUGUAUCAUCGCUGUUGUCCAGCAUGUCUGGAUGGGGUAAGACCGUCUCAGGCAGACAUGCAUCGUGGUCAAAAUCCUCUUCUUAUCCCAUUGCUUUUUAAGUUUCGGCGAAUGACUGCUCGGAGGCGCAUCGAUGGAAAGGUGUUUUUCCACAUUUUUUAUCGUUCUCCAUGUGGGCGGAGCCUGUGUGACAUGCAGGAAGUUCAAGAAUACUUGAUUGAAACACGAUGUGACUUCCUCUUUCUGGAAAUGUUUUGUAUGGAUCCAUUUGUCCUUGUGAAUCGUGCCCGACCCCCUUCCACAUCAACUGGCCAGCCUCACCUCUACCUGCCGGACAUCUCGGAGGGUAGGGAGGUGGUGCCGGUGCCCUGUGUUAAUGAAGUGGACAAUACACUUGCUCCUAAUGUCACUUACACCAAAGACAGAAGUCCAGCCCCAGGUGUUAACAUCAAUACAAGCUUAGAUUUCUUGAUCGGCUGUGACUGCACAGAUGGCUGUCGGGACAGGUCAAAGUGCGCAUGCCACCAGCUGACCAUUGAGGCCACGUCCUUAUGCAGUGGCGGUCCAGUAGAUGUUAGUGCUGGAUACACACACAAGAGGUUGCCAACAAGCUUGCCAACAGGGGUAUACGAGUGUAACUCUCUCUGCCGCUGUGACCCAAGAAUGUGCAGCAACAGGCUGGUUCAGCACGGUAUGCAGCUGCGGCUGGAGCUCUUCAUGACACAGCACAAGGGAUGGGGCAUCCGCUGCAGAGAUGAUGUGGCCAAGGGCACAUUCGUGUGUGUUUUCACUGGUAAAAUAGUAAACGAAGACAAAAUGAAUGAAGAUGACACGGUGUCCGGCAAUGAGUAUUUGGCCAACCUUGACUUCAUUGAGGGGGUGGAGAAACUAAAAGAGGGUUAUGAGAGCGAGGCGUACUGCUCAGACACAGAGGUCGAAAGCAACAAGAAGACCAUAACCAUGAAAACAGGGCCGUUGUGGAAAAAUCCCCUCUACCAAGAAGAUUCUAGCAGCGGUGAAGAAAGAGAAGAACCUAUGGAGCUGGCCACAGAACAAGAGGAUAUGGAAGUCUGUGAUGAGUCCUUAGGCGAGACAAAACUAUCCCAUAAGCCACAUGAAGCACCUAAAGAUGCUCAGAAGAAAGUGACCAAACAAAUAAGAGAGGACGGUCAAGAACCCUCAGGUCCAAAGCGUUGCUUUGCCAUAAAGUCCUCCCAGAGAAGAGUAAAACCCCUAGAAACCAUUGACGCACAAAAUGAGAAAAAGAGGACAGCUCUGCAUUCCAACAACACCCGCAGACUGUUUAAUGACGAGGACACCUGUUACAUCAUUGACGCAAGACAAGAGGGCAACCUUGGCCGCUACAUCAACCAUAGCUGCAGUCCUAAUUUGUUUGUCCAGAACGUCUUUGUGGACACACAUGACCUCCGGUUCCCAUGGGUGGCGUUCUUUGCCAGCAAGCGCAUCAGGGCAGGUACGGAGCUGACGUGGGACUAUAACUAUGAGGUGGGCAGUGUGGAGGGGAAGGUUCUGCUCUGCUGCUGUGGCUCAUUGCGCUGUACAGGAAGACUGCUCUGAUCUGCCCCUUUCAACAACACUAAAGCUUUCACUAAAGUGUGGGUGUUGUACACUUUCAUCAGCCUAUCAGAAAUGUAGUUGUGGCACUGUUCUGGAAGAGCAUUCUAACUAUAUGACCCAUUGAAUAUGAAUAGUAUAAUACAAUAUAUUAAAAUUUGUGUUUUGUUUGUUUUUACUGUUUUUAACCUCUACACGAAAUGUGAAUAUUCUUGUAUUCAUGUGUAAAUAAAAUUUGCAAAUAUCAAAAACUA